UGUGGUCCGAAACGGCGUCGUUGCUUCCGCUUUUGGGUGCAUUCGUGGCCAAUUCCCUUCUGGGCCGCGCCCCCCCCCUGCGCUAGCCCCUGGGUCGCUGGGACAGUCCACAGCCACGGCGAGAACGUGAACGUGUGGUCCGAAACAGCGUCGUUGCUUCCGCUUUUGGGUGCAUUCGUGGCCAAUUCUUUUCUGGGCCGCUACCGCACUAUUGUCAUUGCUUCUCUUAUCUACAUUCUGGGACUAUUCUUGUUGACUCUGUCGGCUAUGCUUCCGUCUCUAAGCACUUCUUCUGACUACUUAGACACCAAAAUCGUACUGGGUUCUUCAAAUCAGGUCCAAGAAAUCCUAUUCUUUGUAUCUCUGUAUAUAGUUGCUGUUGGGCAGGGCGGACACAAGCCUUGUGUUAAGGCUUUUGGGGCGGAUCAGUUUGAUGGGCAAGAUCCAGACGAGUGCAGAUGCAAAAGCUCAUUCUUCAAUUGGUGGAACUUUGGUGUUGUUGCGGGCGGCACAGUAACAAUAAUGAUGAUGAGCUAUAUACAAGAAAACCUUAUCUGGGGUCUAGGAUUUGGAAUCCCCUGUAUUGUGAUUGUCUUUGCUUUGGGUGUCUUUUUGCUUGGUACUGGGACAUAUCGGUAUAGUGUCAAAGGGAAGGGGAAAAGCCCAUUUGUGAGAAUUGGUCGUGUGUUUGUUGCUGCACUGGGAAACUGGCGGACCAAACCUUCGACUGUAGCUACUGAAGAGGAAGUUGGUAGAGCCCUCCCGCACCAUAGCUUCGAACAAUUCAAGAGAACGAUUCAACGACAACGAUAAACAAAAAGGAAAAAAGAAAUAAAGGGUAAUAGUGUAAUUUCACAUUAGGAGAAGGACUUAAACAGUAUCUAGGCUGAGCCAUGCGUUUUGCCAAACACCACCUAACUGUUGUUAUUGUCCUUGAUCAGAUUUGGUUUGCCCGUAAUCAACUUUUUCACAAUAACACAGUUCCAAUGAUCUCCAAUACUUUGAAGACUAUUGCUAAUGUGGUCCGGACUCACCUUACAGCCUGGAAGUCCCCUCCUUUUGGUCUCUCCAUUUGGUAGCCCCCUCCUCCGGGCUCUUUGAAGAUCAAUUUUGAUGUGGCUAUAAAAAACUCCUUCUCUGUUUCUGCGGUAGUUUUGAGCAAUGACAAGGGCAAUAUUCUGAUGGCUUUCACUAAGAAAUUGCACUCCAUUGAUGUGAACAAAGAGGAAGCUACAGCUACUCUCAUGGGUGUAAAUCUUGCCAUCUUUUUUGACUGUUCUGAGGUGUUGCUUGAAGGUGAUUCAUUGGUAACUAUUUUGGCAAUCAACCAGCUCUCCCUCUUUUCAGAUUGGACCUUAUCUCCCAUCAUCUCAGACAUUCUAUUGAAGUUUCAACAUUUCCAAGUUUGGAAUGCUUCUAAAAUUUCUCGCAGUGCAAACUUUCGUGCGCACCAUCUCGCUAAGUGGGCCGCUACCAACCUUGUGUUUGGA
Molecule: messenger RNA, 1490 nt
Organism: Corylus avellana
Lineage: Eukaryota; Viridiplantae; Streptophyta; Magnoliopsida; Fagales; Betulaceae
Source: RefSeq, a predicted model, not a curated record